CAAUAGGCUGUCAAGUCCAUCACCAUACAAAAAUGUCUGUCAGUGAAAGUAUUCCGGUUAUCACUUUCCGAAAUUAUUUGAAUAUACUUAACGAUCCCUCUGCAAAAGAGGAAAUCAAGUUAAAAGCCACACAAGAACUAAGCGAACACUUUGAAAUGAUAAUUCAAAGCUCAUCCUAUCCAUCAUUCCUGGAAACCUCACUAAAAAUAUUUAUGCGUAUAUUGCAAGAGGGCGACCCUCAGUUCAUUCAAGAAAACACCAUGCAACACAUCCGUAAACUUAUUUUGGAGAUGAUUCAUCGACUGCCCAUAACAGAAAAUUUAAGACAACAUGUCAAAUCAAUUAUAACAAUGAUGCUCAAAAUAUUAAAAACUGACAAUGAAGAAAAUGUUCUUGUCCUUUGAUAACUAUAACAAAACAUCAAACAUCAUAACAAAAC
Molecule: messenger RNA, 439 nt
Organism: Drosophila persimilis
Lineage: Eukaryota; Metazoa; Arthropoda; Insecta; Diptera; Drosophilidae
Gene: Nipped-A
Product: transcription-associated protein 1
Exons: 3
Coding region: 33-404 (123 amino acids)
Source: RefSeq, a predicted model, not a curated record